Messenger RNA from Cladocopium goreaui, 4509 nucleotides. NCBI's taxonomy places the organism in Eukaryota, Dinophyceae, Suessiales, Symbiodiniaceae. The record is from the annotation of a GenBank genome assembly.
GCUGCUCUUGAUGUGUUGUUUUGUCCACUCCAUCCCAUAUAAGAGCCUCUGAUGCGCAACUGGUUUGCUCCAGAUGGGCCACGCUCCACAUUCACGGCAUGAGAAAGACGGAUGUAUUUUGUAGAAAUCCUGCAGUCAUCCUAUGUUUCAGGCCUGUGCGCAGCAAACAAAGUUUUGACAAGGCUCCCUGCGGGCUGCGGUGUAGCUCGGCCCAAGACAUCAUGUCUUGAGGUGUCCCAGUCGUCGUGUGAUUCAACGUAUUCGCCAAGAACCAGCGGAUACAGAGGCCGAGCGUUCCGUUCCCACGGGGUGGAAAACAUGAGUAGAAAUCAUGGAUGGGAUUGCAUGCUGUUGAAUAAAAGCAACAAUAAACAUGCCCUCUUGCAGUGCCUUGGGAAAGUUCCCAAAUCCAGCAGGGUACCCGUUUUUCUCACGUUUCAGCCGAAAGAUUUCAACUGAUAUGCAGAUUCUCAGAUGCUUGACUCUUUCACCGCAAGGUUGGCUAGUGCCAAGACAAGGCAGGCGUACACGGUGUACACAGUGCAACUAUUCCGAUGUGGAUAGCCUGGCAGGAACUGAAUGCACACAUUCCGAUCAGGGCAGCCUGGGCGCCCUGGAACCCGACCCAUGAAUUGCCGCGGGAGCAAAUAAUGGUUUGCAGAGGCGUGCGGUGCUGGUUCUAGAACUGAAGAGACCUCGAGGCAGCGGGAGAAAAAAAAACAGCUUGAUUCAACAGUUUUCCAGCGGUCGAAGAAAUGUGGUUUUUGGUGUUUUUGGGCGAUUCCAAAAUGGUGAAAAACGGAUUUUUCACCAUUUCGUCAUCCACCAGAAAAUCAAAAAACCCAAUUUUGGCGAUGAGCUUCAAAGUGCCAAAAAUGUUCAUUUUUGGUGAAAUGCUGGGUUUUCCAUGUUUCACCAAUCUGGUGAAAGUGAUGUUUUUAUGUGUUUUCCUGCUUUCGGCCUGCUGGGUAACUUCCGACAGACACAGGCCUAAAUGAUUUUCCUAAGGCAUAGCCACCAUAGUUUUUCAACUUUCGCGCUGCAAAAUUACAACGAGUUGAAAAACCACAGUUGUUGAGGUCCGUAAUUUCAAGGCAAGUAGCGAGGUCGAUCCCAUUCUAUCAAGAGCCAUUUGAGUUCCGUGAGAGAGCAAUGAUCUCGCGAAGUGUGCCAAAAGAUCUGGCUACAAAAUAAUGUGCCGUGAACAAGACAUACUGAAUUGGCAUCGGAGAAAAACCUGCAGUUGUUACAUAAUCCUUUGCCUUCGAAUUGCUUCUGUAUACGUAAGCGCAUAGGGAGGCCAUGCAAGCAGCCAAGACAAAUCUCCAGCAGAAACUAACCUGGUGGAAGGUGACAGCGCGAAUCUGAUCGCAUGCAUUGCCGGGAGCGGAACAUCGGCUGCAGAAAGGCCAUCUAGCCCUGCUACUCAUGUUGGAAAGGUGGAGCUACAGGGUGACUUGCAGCUUCUGAGGAUGCAUGGUGCAGUGCGACAAAAGAACCCAUUGAACACCGGUGAAUCCGCAACAAAUACAACAAAGCUUCAUGUCGAGGAUCGCAAGAUGAAUUUGCCAGUGCAACUGAAUGUGUUAAUUGCUGACCUGAUUUUGUCCGAAACCGUGAGGCGACAAAAUGUGGCAAGACGUGGAAUUUUGUAGACGCCUAACUGAUCGACUGAUUCCUAUGGCCAGAAGAUCAGAGCAUGGUGUACAGAUGCAGAAGUCAUCGAACUGAGACUAGAAAGUAUGACCGCUAUGACCAUUGAAACUCAAGCGCUAAGUGACACUCCAAUAGUCGACUUCGGGACCAGAUCAGUGACCAACAGUUCGCUUUGUCAAGGCCGCGAUUUUCCAUGAUGGCCACGUCGGCCACGUUGGAGGUUGGAACACAAACUUGUCGACAAAGGGCGAAAAAUUGGCUAAUUGCUCAAAAAGGGGAGGUUGACAAACUCUAAUCAGACAGCAUAAUCAGCAUAGAAUUUGCAGUUGUCGAGCUUCGUUUUUGGCCGAAGAUCUGCAACUUUGCCAUCCAGCUCACGGGAGCAUGGAUUGACGCGACCGUGGAUCGUCAUGUGCCAUGGCCAUAUCAUUUCGCCACAGCUGGUGAUGAAACAGGCUGUCAAAAGCGAAGGAAAUCCUCGCCCCUUCGCCUGGAACGUGGUCACGCUGUGUUUGCAACUGGAAGGCUUCGUGACUUCGUGGAAUUUACGCGUUGCUUGAGGCUUCCUUCAACAGAGGCAAGGUAACAAAACAUGUUUUUCGACUCGGUGGUUGUGCUCUGAUUGGCAGGCCUGUGUGAAACCAAAACAUGAAUAGCGAUUUCAAGCCGACUUGUGAUGCGAUCACUUUCCACUUUUAGAGCAGUAGAUGCACAACUGUUUCGUCACACGCCGGCAGCUUGUGGCAAGCCAUAAGACAAGAGAUGGCCAGGUCUUGUUGAUAUGUCCAGAGCUGACAUUUCAUCUGACCCGAGCACCACAUCUCAAGCGCCGGUCGGAGAAACAAUGCCUGAGUUCAGGCAUGGCAACCUGUCAUCCGCCAUCAAACCUGGUAGCUUGUGAUCUAUCUGGUGGCUUUGAGUUUGUGUCUGUGGGACUUUGGGAUUUGUCCCUUCAAAUUGCUGGGUCCCUUGGACCACGGCUACGGCGAAGGAGGCGGAAGCGAAGGUGCGCACGGAAGGGAAGCCUGAAACUUCAACCGGAAGGGAUUGGACAUUGGAACUUUCCUCCGGUCUCUUCAUUGUGCAUGGAAGAUGCCAUCUCUUCACCCAAGCAUGCAGCCACUUCAAGCCUUUCUGAAUUGGCAGGGUAGCCGUGCCAUGCAAAGAAAAGUACCCAGUCAGAGCCAGUCAGCCUCCAAGCCCCGUUGGAUGUGAGGCUACUUUGGCAAUGUCUUGACAUAGCAACUCUUUUCAGUGUAGAAAGUGUCGUAAAUCUGUUGUGGCGAAAGAUUCUGUGCCAAAGAUGCAUGCACUCUUCAUUCCCUUUGAGAGCUGGCAGCCACAGGUGCAAAGUCUGCAAUUUGUUUUGUGUCAGAGUCAUGGACCAAGGUCAACUGGCUCUUGACGGAGGGCCGUUUGAACAAGACUUUGUCCAAAUGUUUGCCUCAAAAUGCCUCAAAUAUCAUGCAGUUGUGAGAUCCAAAGGUGCAAACUCAUGGAUUAAAGUCCGCAGCCCCCUGCUGGUAUUGACCGCAAUUGCAGUGCAUGGUAAAUGUCGAACACACCAGACUCACCAACUCUACAGAUGUCAUCAAGUUGGGACGAAAUUCUUUGCCCAUGCAGUCGUGAACUCGUCAUUCUGCUUUCUCUCCAGAUGUUGUAGGUGUUUUUGGUGCAGGGUUGCCUUCUGUGCUGCCUCCUUGUUUUCAGCUUUUUCUAGCUAAUUCCAUGAGAUUGAGCUGAUAUCUGAUUUCUAGAAUUUCUGGGUGUUUUGCAGCAGAACUCGUCAGCAAUCCCAAAUGCUAAGAAAGGAAAAAAACGAAUGCAAUGUCCCUCUUUUCAGUUUAGAGCAAUUUGCUAACCUGUUAGAUGCUGUGAAAGAUUCCUUACCAAGGAUGCGCAUGUUUCGAGCAAAACCUAGGGUCAGUGGAACUCUUCUCUCGAGAUGUGUUGUUCUGCCCAGUCCAUCCUUCGAGAACCGACUGCACUUUGCAGUUGGACCAUGCUCUCGAUUCCCGCUGUGAAUGCAGAUUCACCCUGACCCUGUGACGCUCGUGCUUUCCAUGAAGCCCAAGUAUUGCCACAGAAACAGCUGUGGCAGCUAUGGUUCAAGUGGUUGACUGGAAACCACUCAGCUGGCGGCUGGUGGCAACGAAUAAACUUCGACUGGAUGGUUGUAAGCUCUACUUGUAGCCCCAUUUGCAUCUACUCGAUGGUUGGCCCAGAGCCCUUUUCCCAAUCAAUGGUUGGUGCAAGAGCCCCGCUCGGACUGUUCUGUGGUAAUUUGACCACUUCUGGGAUCCUAUAGCAACACCAAGUAUGAUGGCCGGACAAGUCAAAUGGGCGUUUGUCUCCAGCUAGUGUGCUCGCAAGAGUAUAAGCGGUGCAGGAAAGGUAACGAUGGUGGGCUUACUACCAUCAAUUCCUUGUCACGCUUGUCCAAAAGAAGGUGCAGUUUUUGUCCGUGCAGUUGGAGCAGCAGGGUUGCUCCUAGCCUGCCUUUUUUCACUUUGCCGAUGAAACGCAAUUCGAGCGCAGCAAGAUUUUCAGGAAUACGAUAUAAAGAUGUUUUGAUUUCCAGUUGAAGGUAGAGCUUGUCAGAAUCUCGAAAGGUUUGGAACAAAUGAUUGGCGAACGGGCUACCCCUCAUACGUAUCGGCGCUGAGUGUAGAGACUCUUAAGAAGCUGUUGGAUUUUGAGCCAAAGAUAUUAGCUCAGCAUUGCGGCUUUGCGUGACACUUGCCUUGGGGCUGCGGUGUCGUGUGAUUCAACGUAUUCGCCAAGAACCAGAAGCGGAGAGGUGUGUGAGCAGCUGGACCCACAACAGAUUCCAAUGAGAGGAGCUGGGAAAAU